GUUGAGCCACCACGAUGCCAGUGAAUGCACCACGUAGGCGGGCUCGCCACGCGGUUCGGAAAAAUGCGGUCGUGGUUUUGCCCAAUUGUCUUAAAUUAUUAGCAUUGUUAUUUAGUUGCCAUACCGGUUGCAUGUUUCCAAUAUGUUUUUUCAAGUAACGUGUGUCGUCUUUUUUAAAAUGAUUAUUAUUUUGUCGAGUUACAGCCCGCCACCGUAGCCUGGCGUGUCCUUUUCACGACUUAAUCGACAAUUCCACAUUUCGGCUCCUUUUUGGUCUUUUUUUAUUUUUUAAAUUUAAUUCUACCAGCACAUCUCCUCACCCAGAUGGAGAAGCAACUCUCGGAGGCGGAGGCGCACUGUCAGGAAGACAACCAAGACGCCGCUGAGCCCGAAGCCCGAGCGGGCUGGAACAGUAAAAUCGAGUACUUUUUGGCCCAAGUGGGAUUCAGCGUCGGGCUCGGCAACGUCUGGCGUUUUCCGUAUUUGUGCCAUCAAAACGGAGGGGGAUCUUUUUUGUUGCUCUACGUGCUGAUGAUGCUGAUCGUGGGCAUUCCCUUGUUCUUCAUGGAGCUGGCGGCCGGGCAGGCCAUCAGGCAAGGCAGCAUCGGCGUGUGGAAGUCCAUCUCCCCGAGGCUGGUCGGGAUUGGCUACUCCAGCUGCGUGGUGUGCUUCUUUGUGGCGCUGUACUACAACGUCAUCCUCGCCUGGAGCCUUUUCUACCUGGGCAACUCCUUUCAGUCGCCGUUACCCUGGACGACGUGCCCGGACGAGGGCAACGCGACCCUUCCCGAGUGUCGGGCCAACUCCACGACGUCGCACUUUUGGUACCGGCAAGCGCUGGACGUCAGCGAGUCCAUCGACGACACGGCCUCCUUCAACCCGUACAUCGUGGGCUGCCUGCUGGCCGCCUGGGCCAUCGUCUGCCUGGGGAUGUUCAAGGGGAUCAAAAGUUCCGUCAAGGUGAUGUAUUUCUCCUCCAUCUUCCCGUACGUGGUGCUGUUGUGCUUCCUCGUGCGAGGUCUCCUCCUGGAAGGGGCUUUGGAAGGAAUCACCUACAUGUUCUCCCCCAAGCUGGAGAUCUGGGGCGACAUGCAGGUGUGGCGUCAGGCGGCCACGCAGGUCUUCUUCGCUCUGGGCUUGGGCUUCGGCUCCAUCAUCGCUUAUUCGUCGUACAACCCCAAGAGCAACAACUGCCACCGCGACGCCUACACCGUGUCCUUCAUCAAUUUCUUCACGUCGGUGCUGGCCACCUUGGUGGUCUUCGCCGUGCUCGGCUUCCGCGCCAACAAGAUCGCCUCCGAGUGCGUCGUGAGGAACCUGGAGCUGCUGUUGGCGCAGGCCCAAAGCGGGAACGUGAGCCAAAGCAUGAUGCCGAGCUUCAACCACUCGGACCCGGCCUCCUUGGGCCUGGAGGCGUACAGGAGCUGGUACAAACUUCACGAAAGCCACGUCGGCCGCACGUUGUCCGACUGCGACCUGGAAAAGGAGAUGCAGAAGGGCGUGCAGGGGACGGGCCUGGUUUUCAUCGUCUUCACGGAGGCCAUGUCGCUGUUGCCCGGUAGUCCCUUUUGGUCGGCGCUCUUCUUCCUCAUGCUGCUCAACUUGGGCCUCAGCACCAUGUUCGGCACCAUGGAGGGCAUCCUGGCCCCGCUCACCGACCGCUUCAAGACGCUGGCAAACAACAAGACCAAACUCACAGUUUUGAGCUGCCUCGUCGGCUUCCUGAUCGGCCUGCUCUUCACCCAGCGCUGCGGGAACUACUUCGUUCAGAUGUUUGACGAUUACUCGGCCACGUUGCCUCUCAUCAUCGUGGUGGUGUUCGAGAACUUCAGCGUGUCUUGGCUGUACGGAGCUGACAGGUUUCUGGACGACAUCGAGGGCAUGCUGGGUUGGCGUCCGUCCGCGGUCUACAAGUACCUGUGGAAGUACAUCUGUCAGCUGGCAAUGGUGGCGCUGCUCGGGGCCACGAGCGUUCGCAUGUUCAUCGACCCGCCGACUUACAUGGAGUGGCGGCAAGCGACGGGCUCCGAGGUGGCGACUCCGUACCCGGGCUGGGCCCUGGCCGUCCUCGCCCUGCUCAUCGUCUUUGCCAUGUUGCCCGUCCCGCUGGGCUUCGUCUACACCCUCCUCCGGGACCGGAACGGGGCCCGCUCCGGCGGGGCGGCGGCGGACGAGUACAGAAUCGUCAGCACCAGCUGCGAAACCCCCAUGACCGACGUGUCCGCCGUCAACCGGUGGAACGGCGACGCGGCCUCGCCCUGAAUAGCCGCAAAACGACCCAUCCACACUUAAUCCUUGGACUUUUGAACAUGUGCAUUUUUAAUAAUUAUUAUUAUUAUUAUUUUACAUUUCUUUGAAAAGGCAAGUAUGCGGCCGGUUACAUUUUCAUUUUGUGGCGUUCCACAUGUUGCUGCUUUACUUCUCGAACGCUGAGCCUGAAUUUGGCCGUCGGAACUAUUCGGGUCGGUCCACUUUUUUUCCCACAGUUGCAAAGACGCGCUUGCUUUGUUGUUGCCGCCGGCAACGUGGUAUUCAUUUUUUAAAAAUAUUAGUGAUUCGCCGUCCUUUGUCGAGGUUGUUUACAAGCGUGAUUGACGUUUUCCCUCCGCCUCGAUCGGACGGAAAUGACUUUGCGAAUCGUUAAGGGAAAUGAAAACUUGAGCCUCUCGAUCAUUUGCCAGUUUUUAUGAAUAGAAAUGUAUUCCGCGUGGCCAUUUUUAUUAACCCGUCCUCUUAAAGCUUUCAGGGAUUAUUAUUGUUAUUAUGACAUAUUUAUUUUGGAAUGCUGUCAGCAAAAAAAUCACUCCAACGUGUCACAUUUCCAGUUUUCAACAUGAAGACGUCGACCGGACCCGAAAUUCCAGCGCACGCGGGACGAUUUUGUAGAUUUGUGACAUUUACUGCGUCCGUCGCUGAUGAGGGCAAAAGGUGUUGUUUCGCGUCAGCGUUUUUACUGCGUAAGGUGAAUGUACAGAUGCCAAGUGGCUUUUGUUUUGUCUAAAAAAAAAAAAAAAAGAAAGAAAUGGAACAUUUUGAACUUAAGUGUACAGUAAAUGCAAUUUUCCUUUUAAUAUCUUUUUUUUUUCUAUGAAAACAUUUUCUCAUUAAAAGCAGUUCUUUGAACA
Molecule: messenger RNA, 3125 nt
Organism: Syngnathoides biaculeatus (alligator pipefish)
Lineage: Eukaryota; Metazoa; Chordata; Actinopteri; Syngnathiformes; Syngnathidae
Product: sodium-dependent neutral amino acid transporter B(0)AT2-like
Exons: 12
Coding region: 325-2262 (645 amino acids)
Biological process (GO): sodium ion transmembrane transport
Cellular component (GO): membrane
Source: RefSeq, a predicted model, not a curated record